GAACAAAGAACAUAUGUAAACGUUUAACUCGAACUCCGCCGCCACCACUGGUGUAAAUGCCGGAGUUCCGCGGUGGCCGCGAUGAGCUGGAGAUCAAGGAACAAGGCUGAUUAGCAAUAAACCCAGAAUGCCUGGUAGUAACAGUGGCAGUGAUUCCUCACUGACGUCCAACCAGCCCAGCGGCUCUGGAUGCACCACGCCCACCUCUCAGAAGAAGGUCGUCAGUUACAUCUGCCGCUGGGAAUCGUGCAAUAUUCAGUUCGAAACCAGCGCCGAUCUGGCCGACCACGUCAGGAUCGAGCAUGCUCAGAAACAGGUGGACAAAGGCGUCAAGAAGUAUGUUUGCCUCUGGGAUGGCUGUAAAUGCUUCAACACUCCCUCCAGCUCCCGCUCCUGGCUCUUCAAGCACGUCCUGCUCCACUGCGGCGACCGGCCGUUCCGCUGCAUCCUGGCCGGCUGCACCAUGAGCUUCCCGACGGAAGGCGGGCUGCUGCGCCACGUCCAGACCCACCUGAGUGAGCAGGCCUCCCAGAAGACGCCCCGCAGCAAGGAGGACAGCCCCGGCCGACUCAUGAAGAAGAAGAGGCUUAAAUUCAAGCGGCGAGUCUCGCAAGCUAAGACAGACGACUUCUUUGAUACCUGCAUCAUGGACAGACUUCACCACCAGCUGGUAGCGAUGAACACCUCUACCCAGAUUGACACAGCGGGGCAGGGGAAGAACAUUCUCUUUCACAGUAAGGUGGUUGGGAGGCGAGUUGAUCACGACGACGAAGUCAAGGUUCUGUUGCAUUGGACACCGGAGAACAUCAUCCCGGAUUCCUGGGUAAGCGAGUGCGAUGUCCACAGGGAGGCCCAACGGGCCGUCCCGAUGACCAGCCUGCCCAAAGAAACUGUCCGACUUCUCCACCCCAGCCUAGGCGGCCUACACCGCGCCAGAAAGCACAGAAGGAAGUGAUGGUUCUCCACCUGCCAUUUAUUUUAGUUUUGUAAAGCUGAAAUAUUUUUUUUCCCCCAAAGUGAUGUAUUUAACUUCAAAUUCAGAUCAGGGGGGUUCUGACACCUGAGCCAUUUUUUAGAACCGACUGAAGCUUGAAUGUAUGUCUCUAAGACUGACGUGUGAUGUAUUAUAAUUUUGGUGUUCUCCCUGUCUCAAAAUCCGCAUCGUUGAAAUGCAGUCACCUUUUAAAGUAGGAUGUGAUGUAACAAGUUGUAAAUACUUAUUAAUAAAAUCAUUGAACUGUAUAGGGAAACUGAGGAGGUGCUUAAUUAUUAAUUAUACAGAUGAACAAAGAAAUUGUCUGGAGCGGGAUUUGAGCCUGCAACCUCCGGAACACCAUACCGGUGCUCUACCAACAUACUUUAUAAUACAUGUUUUUAUUACCAUAUCUGAAGUAAAUUUAAUUUCUGCCCACAAUGUGGGUGGUCGGUGAACGGUGGCAUUUUUUCAAAGCACAAUAUCUUUAAUUUUAGGCUGCAUCUGAAUCUGUUGGCUAGGUCUACGUCUUCCCUCCAUUAGAAAUGUGCGGAGACGCGUAGACAAUGGACCUAGCCGUAGCUCUGGAAGUCCGUUUCGGACACGGCCUUAGAUUUUAAAGUAGAGCUAAAAAGGCAUUUUUACACAGUGUGUGCCACCCUUUUAAGCCACAAUGCAUAAAUGCUGCUUGUGUUCAUUUCUUAUCUUUCGUAAGAUAUGAGCUUUUAUUUGCAAUUGUUUGCAUUAAUUGUGAAAUUUUUCAAAUGGCACUGCUUGAGUAAAGCAAUUAAAGCAAAUGUUUAGAGAUAGAAUUCAGAAUAGAAUUUUUGGAAGUCAUAAAUUUUGCUUGAAAACAGAGAUUACUGUAGGAUCCGUUAGAUUUUUGAAAUAAAUUGUACAGGUCUUUUACAGUUUGGUGCA
Acanthaster planci (crown-of-thorns starfish) is the source of this 1894-nucleotide messenger RNA. Its product is annotated as zinc finger protein aebp2-like. Gene Ontology annotation, biological process: regulation of transcription by RNA polymerase II. Lineage: Eukaryota; Metazoa; Echinodermata; Asteroidea; Valvatida; Acanthasteridae. Gene Ontology annotation, cellular component: ESC/E(Z) complex. The record is from RefSeq and is a predicted model, not a curated record.